Molecule: messenger RNA, 258 nt
Organism: Acanthisitta chloris (rifleman)
Lineage: Eukaryota; Metazoa; Chordata; Aves; Passeriformes; Acanthisittidae
Product: dihydropyrimidinase-related protein 2-like
Exons: 2
Source: RefSeq, a predicted model, not a curated record
CUGGCCGAGCUGCGGGGAGUGCCGCGAGGCCUCUACGACGGCCCCGUCUGCGAAGUGUCGGUGACCCCCAAGACUGUCACGCCCGCGUCCUCAGCCAAGACCUCUCCUGCCAAGCAGCAGGCACCACCCGUGAGGAACCUGCACCAGUCUGGGUUCAGCUUGUCUGGGGCACAGAUCGACGACAACAUCCCGCGCCGCACGACUCAGCGCAUCGUGGCACCGCCGGGCGGACGUGCCAACAUCACCAGCCUGGGCUAG